CAUGCAUUUAAAAAUCCUAGGCCCUGAGCUAAGGCCGUUCCCCAACGACUUGGCAAAGCUGUUUUUUGACGCAUCAGAUUCCGGCAGCAUUAUGGCAGAGCAUAGCCAUGUGCAACAACAGCUGGAUUUACAGAAUGGUAGUUUAGAGGCACGCUUUGCGGCAAAUUCCCUUGAGAACGAUUCCCAAAACAUGAUGGAGAGCCUGAGCCCGAAGAAGUAUUCUUCCAGCCUGAGAUUUAAAGCCAACGGAGACUAUUCUGGCUCCUACCUGACCCUCUCACAGCCUGUGCCUGCGAAGAGAAGCCCUUCCCCUUUGGGGACCAGUGUCAGAAGUAGCCCCUCCCUGGCCAAAAUCCAGGGAAGCAAGCCAUUCUCUUGUGAUGGCACUGACAAGAAUAUUUCCAUGAAACCUCCUCCCACUCCUUUACGUAGCACUUCACCCUCCGUCGGUGGCUAUCCACGUGGAAGAACGGACUUUGAUCAUUACAGUGGCCGGGACAGCGAAAGGUCCUUGAGGCUUGCAGAGAAACCUCCCUAUUCCAAACAUAGCUCCAGAAACAAAUCCCAUGACAAUGUCUACUUUCUCGGAGGGCUGGAAAGCCGAAAGGCGUCUGGCUCCCUGCUGGCCAUGUGGAAUGGGAGCUCCCUGAGCGACACCUGCCCCUCUCCCAUCAGCAGAUCAGGGGCGGCGAGCAUGCCCUCGAGCCCAAAGCAAGCCAGAAAAAUGAGCAUCCAGGACAGCCUGAGCCUGCAGCCCAAAUUGACCAGACACAAGGAGCCGGCAUCUGAGAACAUCGGCGUAAGAACUAGGAAGUAUUCGGGCAGCAGCCUGAGUCACAUGGGAGCCUACAGCCGAUCUCUGCCCAGGUUGCACAGGGCCACAGAGAACCAGCUGAUGCCUCUCACAUUGCCUCCAAGAAACUCUCUGGGCAAUUCCAAACGAGCCAAGCCGGGGGACAAGGACCUACCUCAUAGCAUCAUAGACAACGACAAUUACCUGAAUUUUUCUUCUUUGAGCUCAGGCGCUUUACCCUAUAAAACCUCUGUGUCCGAGGGCAGUGCUUACGUCAGCUCCACCCUCAGUGUCCCGGGCAGCCCUCGCCUGGCGCGGAAGAUGCUUCUGGCUUCCACCUCCUCCUGUGCCUCUGACGACCUCGAUAAGGCUUCCUGCUCGGGGACCAGCUCCAAUCAUUCGUUUCCUCCUGGAGAGCCAGACAGGGUGUUCGUGGCCAGGAGGAACUUCUCUUGUGGGUCUGUCGAGUUGGAUGAUGCAGAUUUGGAGAGCCUCAGACAGGCCUCCGGAACGCCCCAGCCAGUCCUUCGGGAACGGAAAAGCAGCAUCAGUUCCAUUUCAGGACGAGACGACCUGAUGGAUUACCACCGGCGGCAAAGGGAGGAGAGACUCAGGGAGCAGGAGAUGGAGCGAUUGGAGAGACAGCGUCUGGAGACCAUCCUCAGCCUCUGUGCUGAGUACACGAAGCCUGACAGUCGCUUGUCCCUUGGCACCACCGUGGCAGAUGUGCAGAAAAUCAAUAAGGAGCUUGAGAAACUGCAGAUCUCUGAUGAGGAAUCUGUGUUUGAAGAAGCCCUGGUGAACCCCGAUGUCAGAUACAGGUGCCACCAGAAAGGCGCUGGCCACGAGGCGGACGUGGCAGUCUUCGGGAGCCUGAGUCAGAGCAGUGCCAGCUUCCUUUCCCCCAGGAGCGCCAUGAACGAGGAACUGCUCAGGGACCUCGCCAGGACUCCCCCACCGCCCCCCUCUGCCUUUCUGAAAGCUUCCAACGAGUCCUCUUACCUAAGUAUCCUGCCAAAGACCCCAGAGGGCAUGAGUGAGGAACAAAGGAUUCAGGAGCUGGCUGCAAUGGAGGAGGCCCGGAUAACAAUUCUGAACAACCUCGAGGAACUUGAACAAAAAAUCAAAGACAUAAAUGACCAGAUGGAUGAAUCUUCCAGAGAGUUGGAUAUGGAAUGUGCUCUUUUGGAAGGGGAGCAGAAAUCUGAAACAGCUGAACUGAUGAAAGAAAAGGAGAUUUUGGAUCACAUAAACCGGAAGAUAGCAGAACUGGAAAAGAACAUUGUUGGUGAAAAGACCAAGGAGAAGGUAAAGCUUGAUGCUGAAAGGGAAAAACUAGAGAGGCUUCAGGAGCUUUACUCCGAGCAGAAGACCCAGCUGGACACUUGCCCUGAGUCCAUGCGGGAACAGUUACAGCAGCAGCUGAAGAGGGAUGCUGACCUGUUGGAUGUUGAGAGCAAACACUUUGAGGACCUGGAAUUCCAGCAGCUAGAGCACGAGAGCCGUCUGGAUGAGGAAAAGGAGAACCUGACCCAACAGCUCUUGCGUGAGGUGGCUGAAUAUCAACGGAACAUUGUUACUAGAAAGGAAAAAAUUUCUGCAUUGAAAAAGCAAGCCAACCACAUUGUCCAGCAAGCUCAGAGAGAACAAGAUCACUUUGUGAAAGAAAAGAAUAAUUUAAUAAUGAUGCUGCAAAGAGAAAAGGAAAAUCUUUGUAAUCUGGAAAAGAAAUACUCCAGCCUCUCUGGGGGGAAAGGGUUUCCUGUCAACCCAAAUACUCUAAAAGAGGGCUAUAUCAGUGUAAAUGAAAUUAAUGAGCCAUGUGGCAAUUCCACGAAUCUAUCCCCUUCCACUCAGUUCCCUGCUGACGCUGAUGCUGUUGCCACUGGGCCUACCACAGCUGUACUGGUGAGCCAGCCACAAAAUAAAGAGCACUUUAGAAGUCUGGAAGAAAGGAAAAAACAGCAUAAAGAAGGCCUCUAUCUGAGUGACACUUUGCCUCGAAAGAAAAGCACUCCUUCCAUAUCCCCACACUUCAGCAGUGCUACUAUGGGGAGAAGCACCGCCCCGAAGGCUCACUUGCCCCUGGGACAGAGCAACAGCUGUGGCAGCGUGCUCCCUCACUCGCUGGCAACCAUGACCAAAGACUCAGAAUCUCGGAGGAUGCUCAGAGGGUAUAAUCACCAACAGAUGAGUGAAGGACAAAGGCAGAAAUCUUCGGAGUUUUACAACCGCACAGCAUCUGAAUCAAAUGUCUACUUGAACAGUUUCCACUACCCAGAUCACGGCUACAAGGACCAGGCCUUUGAUACUUUGAGCCUAGACAGCUCUGACAGCAUGGAGACCAGCAUCUCUGCUUGCUCACCUGACAAUAUUUCUAGCGCCAGCACGUCAAAUAUUGCCAGGAUAGAAGAGAUGGAGAGACUUUUGAAGCAGGCUCAUGCAGAGAAGACACGGCUGCUAGAAUCCAGGGAACGGGAAAUGGAAGCCAAAAAAAGAGCUCUGGAAGAAGAGAAACGACGCCGAGAACUCCUGGAAAAAAGAUUGCAGGAAGAAACUAGCCAGAGGCAGAAGUUGAUUGAAAAAGAAGUGAAAAUAAGGGAGAAACAAAGGGCGCAGGCUCGACCUUUGACACGCUAUCUGCCUGUCCGGAAGGAAGACUUCGAUUUGCGGAGCCACGUGGAGACUGCUGGCCACAAUAUCGACACCUGUUAUCACGUAUCCAUCACAGAGAAGACCUGCCGAGGAUUCCUCAUCAAAAUGGGCGGAAAAAUUAAAACUUGGAAAAAACGUUGGUUUGUUUUUGAUCGGAACAAGCGCACAUUCUCUUAUUAUGCAGACAAGCAUGAAACAAAAUUAAAAGGAGUAAUAUACUUUCAAGCCAUUGAAGAAGUGUACUAUGAUCACCUCAAGAAUGCUAAUAAGAGUCCUAACCCAUUACUCACCUUUAGCGUCAAGACACAUGACAGAAUCUACUACAUGGUGGCCCCAUCACCGGAAGCCAUGCGGAUCUGGAUGGAUGUCAUAGUUACUGGGGCAGAAGGCUACACUCACUUCAUGUUGUAGUGAACUGGCGCGACAGUCCACUUCAGGGCAGACGGCAAUAAUCUCUUACAAGAAUGAAGCCAUAUUGUAUCCCAGAUGGAAAGACCCUACAGACCCAUCCUUUUCACUGUGCAUACUCAUAACUCUUUUCAUAUUAAGAGGAAGCCAUUUGUAAAUGAGAAAGAAGGGAUUUUAAUUCAAAGCUUGAUCAUAAGUAGCAAAAGAAUCAAGCACCUGUGAGAAAGAAAAUACUAUUUUGGUAAAUAGCAUCACUUAGAGGAGCAUUUCUAAUAAACUAUUUUUUAUCAAUCGUUGAUCUCGGUAAACUAAACAGUUUACAAAAUGUACAUACUUGGAAAUAUGUGAUUACUCUAGCACCCAAAUCAUUGGUAUUGACAUUAUUGGUAUUACCUGGCUUUUUAAAAACAGGAGCAUUUUGCUGAAGGUUAUUAUAAAUAUGAGCACACAGGGCCUUGGGGAAGAAUAUAUUACAGGAGGAACUUUUGCCCUAAUUUUUAAGUAUUGCACCAAACCAAAGACUUGACAUGACCUCUGUUUAAUGGUAGUAGUUUCAAGUGAUAAACUGCAUUUUGUGUUAUUCUACACUUUAAAAUGAUGCUUUGAUGCCAUCAGGUGCCCAGGCAGUUGACUUUGAAGAGUUGCCACCAGCAUAAGCUACUGUAUAUGUAUAGCAAACCAUUUUUUGUAAAAGAAGAAAGAACAGAAAGCUGUGUAUUUUAGAAAAGAACAGUCUUGGACAUAUUUUGUCACAUUGGGCAAUUAAAACAAAAAGACUAUUUAGUAACCGGAGCUUGUUUUCCUGAAGAUUUCUCCAUUCCCAGCACUGAAAAUACAGGUAACCAGUAGCCAAUUCCUUAGAUUGUUGACUUUUCCUUUGUUAUGGAGCACACAUGUUAAUUGCAGCCUGACAUGACAUAACUAUGAAAUCAGAUUUGUGGUUUUUUAACCAAAGAACAGACCAAUGAAAAUACUUAUUUACAGAAUGCUGUAGUUUUAUAAAAUAUCAAAUGAAGUUCAAUCAUGUUCUCUGAAAUGUACUAUUUUAUUAUGUAUCUCUUUACAAUAAGCCUUUGUUUCUUAGAGUUAAAUUAAUUUUUGGUUGAAUUAAAUGACUUCAGGCAAGUCUCUUUCAUAACAGUUUUUUAAGUGCCAUUUAUCAUGGUUUGUUAUGUUGUGUGUUUGUAAGUAUGAAUGUACUUUCCUAAAACAUGGCAAAUGAAUAGGAGUAGAAAAUAAUGACAUUACUUACUAGUGAAGGUGAAAUGAUUAGAACUGUCCAUGAAAUGUUUGUCAGGCCUGACUGGGUACAUUUUUUUUACAUUUUCAGUGUGUUUUGUGUAUAUGUAUACAUACUGCCAAUAAUAAGAUUUUGCAACUGGAUGACACAUGAUUUUACUUGAACAGUAGAGAACAAAAUCACGAUUGCAGGAGACAUUUUUAUUAUCUGGGUUUGUUUGUUUUUUUCAGAGAUCACCCUUAAAUCUUGUAAUGAUCUAAAAAAGUGAAUAUAAUCGCUUAAAUUUUCUUGGUUUAAUGUAAAGAUACAACUUUUUUUGUACUAUACUCUCUGCAUAGGAUUGUAAAGAUAUUCUAAUCAACUUUAUACCUUGCAUGAUGUAGUAAACCUUUUAAAAAUGUGUGUCAAAAUGUGUUGAGUUUGGAUUAAAAUGUUGACCAGA
Molecule: messenger RNA, 5538 nt
Organism: Myotis davidii
Lineage: Eukaryota; Metazoa; Chordata; Mammalia; Chiroptera; Vespertilionidae
Gene: PHLDB2
Product: pleckstrin homology like domain family B member 2
Exons: 18
Coding region: 2-3859 (1285 amino acids)
Biological process (GO): regulation of microtubule cytoskeleton organization
Cellular component (GO): basal cortex
Source: RefSeq, a predicted model, not a curated record